UAUAAGGCGCAUCACACCUUAACUUAGUCCUGCUCCCAUUUCAUCGCUCUUUUUCUUUCAACUGAAAAUUUCGUCAACACUUUUAAACUGUGAAUUUCGCUUCUUUUCUUGUUUUUUUUUCUGAUCCUCUCUUUCUGAUUUUGCAGCUUCAUUCAAACUGUACCUAACAUUAUAAAAACAAUUCACAUCGCUGACGUAUUAGGUUCGAUGGAUCAUAUUGGCCAGUCACUAACGGACAUGUGGUUCGGAGGGUCCGAUAUAAUUGUUUUUAAUAACGUCUACACCUGAUGGGAAAAGCAAAGCAAGACAAGUUGAUGGCAAUACCUAAGAAAAAGGGCGGUUUGUUGAGUGACAUGGAUUCAGAUGGAGAAGACAGUUGGGUUAUAGUUAAAAAGCAGGCGGUCACAAUUCUGAUACCUCCUCUACCUCAUGCUAAGAAAACCAUAGCACCAAAGGAGGGACCAACUGAGUUCGAAAGUGUGCCUAUUCAACAUGUAAGUAAUAAUUGCACCGAACAUAUUGAGACUUUGAAUACAGUGCCUUCAGUUGAUGAGCAAGAGAAGGUUACAUCAGUAGUUCCUAAUACAGGCAGUAUAAUGUCAAAAACGGUUUUAGCACAACACACGUCGGCAUCACGCUACCUACCAAGAGUAAAAGUAGAAACGGCGACAAGAAAUCCAGAUCGAUCAAAUUCUUUGAAGUCUCAUAAUGUGCUUGGGGUAUCAAACAUCUCAAAAACAAUCAAGCUACCGAGACUAUGGUAUGACCAACAACAUUUCCUUGAUGGAAGCGCGCUGCUAAAUCAGAGUCUAAGGGCAUCACUACUGGAGAAGAAACUUCAGAAAGCAGGUGGAUUGAGGAGGUGGUUAUCAUCAAUUGGGUUGGGGCAGUUUGUGAAUAUGUUUCAAGGUAACAUCAGUAAGUUUCAAUUGGUUAAUCUUACAAUGAAGAAGCUGAAAGAUAUGGGAGCAGAUGCAGUUGGCCCUCGGAGAAAGCUGAUACACGCCAUUGACUGUAUUUGCCAGCCAUAUUGUUUUGAAGCCCGCUAAAUGUUCUCGUAAUCUUGUAGCAUCUGGCAACACAGAGAUUGGAGGUGAUAUUCAUGAACUUGGGUAGAAUAUCUUUCUGGAUGCUCAAAGAGAGGUACCGGUAUGCGGCUUCUGUCGGAUGAACACCAUCCCAAAAUAAAUAUUGUGAAGAAUUUCUGCAGACCGGUGAAAUUACGUGAUCCUGGGCAUAUUGUAUCUGGAAAGGUAUAUAACCGCAGCACCCUUUCCUUGAAUCCACAAAAUCUGUAAACAGAACAGUAUAAAAUUACUAUCAGCCUCUCAUUCAUAUGGUCGAUUAUAAUUUUUUUACUAGUUUGAAGUUUGAACUUACCAUAUUUUUGUGGAUUA
Mercurialis annua (annual mercury) is the source of this 1397-nucleotide messenger RNA. RefSeq lists its product as uncharacterized. Gene Ontology annotation, molecular function: protein binding. The record is from RefSeq and is a predicted model, not a curated record. The transcript has 4 exons. NCBI's taxonomy places the organism in Eukaryota, Viridiplantae, Streptophyta, Magnoliopsida, Malpighiales, Euphorbiaceae. The coding region runs from base 288 to 1049 and encodes 253 amino acids.